AGAUAGGUUUAAUUGUACAAAUGGGUAGACAGAACAAAAAGGUGAAGCGAUCUAUUGAGUUUGGGGGUACGGUAUUAAAAUGGAUGUAUGGAAUAGCUGAUGCUGACGAUGUACGAAAAUAUGAUAGUUCGAUCAAUAAAUUAGAAAACGAUCAGAAAGAUGUUAUGCGUAUUGUUCAUGAUCAGAUAUCUAUAUUAAAAAGCACAAUAAUUAAUUUCAACGAUUCGGUUACAUCAUUUAAUGAAAAUAAGAAAUUAUUUGAUGCAAAUAUGAAAGAAGGCGAGACCAAAUUGAACGAAAUGAUUAUUGAGAUAUCUAACGAAGACAGAAAAAUUAUUAUUCUGAGUUCGAUAAGUCUUAUAGAACACACUAUAUUUGAAUUGGACAUAUUUAUAAGUAGGUUGCAAAGAGUAAUUUCUAACGUUCAGAAUAAUAUAGUAGAUGCGUUUAUAAUAACACCCGACCAAUUGCUAUCGGAAAUAAAAAAUAUAGAGACUAUUCUCCCGGACGAUUUGAAAAUCCCUGUUAAAUUUGAUGAGGAUAAUAUUCAAGAAAUAUUCAAAAUAUUAAGUAUUGAAAUGCACACAGUAAAUGACAGAUUUAUUUUUUCUUUAAAAUUUCCACUGUGCCUUAUAGAAAAUUUUAACGUUUAUUACAUAUUACCGAUUUACAUUUCAAUUAAUGAACAUGGUCAAUUUCUCCAUAUGACUAAAAAUUCUAUGUAUUUGUUAAUGGACAAAAUAAUGACCAAAUAUUUUAUUUGGCCAGAUUUAAAUAACUGUAAAGUAGUGGCGAAAAUAUUUGUUUGUGGAUUUAAUGAAAUUAUACAUAAUUGUGACACGGACCCCACGUGUGUAACAGAAUUACUAAAAAAACUACCGUAACUAAACCACCUCAAU
Myzus persicae (green peach aphid) is the source of this 899-nucleotide messenger RNA. RefSeq lists its product as uncharacterized. The record is from RefSeq and is a predicted model, not a curated record. The transcript has a single exon. Lineage: Eukaryota; Metazoa; Arthropoda; Insecta; Hemiptera; Aphididae. Bases 21 to 884 code for a protein of 287 amino acids.